Copidosoma floridanum is the source of this 1000-nucleotide messenger RNA. RefSeq lists its product as uncharacterized. The record is from RefSeq and is a predicted model, not a curated record. NCBI's taxonomy places the organism in Eukaryota, Metazoa, Arthropoda, Insecta, Hymenoptera, Encyrtidae.
UUGUGCAUAAACAUGUGCAUAUUAUCGUCACACGUGGAGAAACUCAGUUGACUUUAAAAAUUUUUUCAAGUAAAACGUCAAAGCUAUGCCUUCGAGAUCACUCGUCACUUUUAUCAUACUCAGCUUUAGCUGUGUCCCAUUGGACAUUAGCCUCCUAUGCAUCUUUCCAUACACCAGCAUCUUCGAGUCAAUCACGGUAGAAGCCACCCCCACCUCACCUCAAGAAGGCAUGGCAGUCAAAAGUCUGUUCGACGAACUGAAGCAGCACACGGAAAACGCGUACAACGAGGCGCGUGACAACUGGAAGAGACUGAAGCUCGACCUCCUGAGGGGAAUAUCCAUCGGCGAGACGAACCACGCGAUAGCCAAAAACAAAAUGUUGAAGCUUAUCAGGAGGGUCGAAAGGGCUUACCGGAAAAUCAUGAACGGAACCGAUGAAAAUUAUUACACCUUUGCUGGGCUCUACGCCGAAUUGACGAACGAAAUUCGGCAUUUUGGUAAUCGCGGAGCCAAGACUUACCUAAAAUUGCGGGAGCUGCUCUACUACGUCAAACAAAACGUCGCUGUUAUGAAGGGGAGAAACAUGUACACCGAACUAAACCAGCUGGAGACCCAGUGGGAGCCGAUGAAGUCGAGGUGGGACGAUUUCACGAUCCUCUUGAUCAGAGGCAUCGAUCGAUCGGACAAUCCAACUGCCCACAUCGCGGUGAAGGAGUUACUGUCCCAAGUAAGGGCUGCUUUCGAUUCGAUAGUUUUCAGGCGUUACAAUAACUACGAAGAUUUCGAUCGGGCGUACGGUGAACUGAUGAAAAUCUCGGAUGACGUGAAAAAACACCUUAACAUAGAGGAAAUCACUAUCUCCUUGGAAGCGUUUGGCUCGUUCGUGCAAAGGUACAGGGAAUACGUGGAUAACUCUCAACAACUCGUUUCAUCGACUCGUGAUGCCUAUGCGAGGAAAAACUUGUUAGACGCGGCGAAUGCCAUUCUCCGCGUUAUUUAA